AUGGGACGAACAAUCGAUCAAGACGUGCACGCGGCAUUUGUCGAGUUCAAGGCUAAAGAGGACGAUAAAUGCAUGUCGGUGCAGUGCAUCUAUUGUCAACAAAUCCGCGCAAAGAACACCUCCCGUCAGAAACAACACCUGCUCGAGUGUCCCGGCCUCCAGAACCAUCCCAAUGCCCCUCGUCCCCAGUCCUCUGGCGACGGCAUCACCACCUCCAAUGGCUUCGGCACUCCCAACAAUCUACAUACCACCAAUGGUACCAUGAACAGUGGCUUGCCGACUCACACCACUCCCAUGCAGACCAUCCCGAAUGGUGCCUCCUCUCUGGCUUCCCAGACACCUCAAGGUCCCAGCUCAACGCCCAUGCAACAACGGACCACACCAAAGCCCCAGAACAAGACUCCCAAGAACACACCGGGCUCGAACCUCCCCGCUCCACCUCUCGACGAUGUCCAUGCUGCAUUCGUGGAAUUCAGGGCCAAGGAGGAGGACAAGUGCCUCUCGGUCCAAUGCAUCUACUGCAACCAGAUCCGCGCGAAGAACACCUCGAGACAGCGACAGCAUCUCCUGGAGUGUGCUACAUAUCAGAACGUCAUGAAGGAAUCUAUCCCGGCCAACAACCUCCUCCACCGCUUCGACGAAGGAGACAUUGCCCGUUCCCUUCAGAUCCCAGCCCCGACUCUCGAGCUCGAUUUCCGCAUCAGCAUCAAGCUCAACCCCAAGAUAGCCGUGGGAUCGGCGUUGUAUGGACAUCGCGACUGGGUCAGUAUUGUCGGAGGACAGUGGGCCGGGAGGUGGGGCAAAGGCAUCAUCAUUCCUGGAGGCCAAGACAAUCAACUGGUGGUGCGCGACCUGGCCACACGCGUCGACGCCACCUAUCUCCUGCAGACCAACGACGAGCCGCCCGCUUAUAUCACCGCGAGGUCGAAAGGCUGGCGAACGGGACCGAAGGAGGUGCUCGAGCGGUUGAACGACAAUGUCCAAGCAGAUCAAGUACCUGCCAACCAGUACAAGUUCCGCAUGUCUAUUGAACUCGAGACCGGCGACGAGAGGUAUGCGUUUUUGAAUGCUUGCAUGUGGAUGGGAAGUGGCUGUAGACGCUCUGGUGAAGGUGAGACCCUCUGA
This is a messenger RNA of Exophiala aquamarina CBS 119918, 1125 nucleotides long. RefSeq lists its product as uncharacterized. The record is from RefSeq and is a predicted model, not a curated record. The transcript is spliced from 3 exons. NCBI's taxonomy places the organism in Eukaryota, Fungi, Ascomycota, Eurotiomycetes, Chaetothyriales, Herpotrichiellaceae. Bases 1 to 1125 code for a protein of 374 amino acids.